This is a messenger RNA of Arachis duranensis, 908 nucleotides long. Its product is annotated as transmembrane emp24 domain-containing protein p24delta9. The transcript has 4 exons. Bases 106 to 765 code for a protein of 219 amino acids. NCBI's taxonomy places the organism in Eukaryota, Viridiplantae, Streptophyta, Magnoliopsida, Fabales, Fabaceae. The record is from RefSeq and is a predicted model, not a curated record. Gene Ontology annotation, cellular component: COPII-coated ER to Golgi transport vesicle; Golgi apparatus; endoplasmic reticulum-Golgi intermediate compartment. Gene Ontology annotation, biological process: Golgi organization; endoplasmic reticulum to Golgi vesicle-mediated transport; intracellular protein transport.
UUGAAUUGAAUGCCCCGUUUUUAAUUCUCGCAACUCUCCACACUUCACCACUUUUGAUCUUCAUCCGAAUCUUCAAUCUUCCACCGCAUCUUUUCUUUUACGACGAUGAUGAUUUGUUCGAACCCUAAGCCUCUUUUGCACCUCUCUCUCCUUCUCCUUUCGUUGCUCUUCUCUUCUCCGAGGAUCGAAUCCCUCAGAUUCGACCUCCAAUCCAGUCAUACCAAAUGCAUCUCCGAGGAAAUCAAGAGCAAUUCCAUGACCGUCGGAAAGUACUCCGUCGUCAACCACAACGACGGUUACCCUUUGCCUGAUUCACACAGAGUCACCGUUAGGGUAACAUCGUCUUAUGGGAACAACUAUCACUAUGGAGAAAAAGUUCAGCAAGGGGGGUUUGCGUUUGUGGCAGUUGAAGCUGGAGAUUACAUGACAUGUUUUUGGGCUGCGGAUGCUAACCCUUCCACAACUAUGACAGUUGAUUUUGAAUGGAAGACCGGUGUGGCUGCCAAGGAUUGGUCCAAUGUUGCUAAGAAAGGCCAAGUUGAUGUGAUGGAGCUGGAGCUAAAAAAGCUGUAUGAAACUGUUAGUUCCAUUCACGACGAGAUGUUCUAUCUUCGCGAAAGGGAAGAAGAAAUGCAGGAGCUGAACAGAACAACGAAUACAAGAAUGUUCUGGUUGAGUUUGCUUUCGCUCAUAGUGUGCCUAUCAGUAGCAGGAUUGCAGCUAUGGCACUUGAAGUCCUUCUUUGAGAAAAAGAAACUAAUCUAAAAUUUUGCUAAUAGCUGUUACAUGUUUCUAGUGUACUCUUGUAACAUAUACCGGCUUAAUUUAUCCAGAGCAUAAGCAUAAUGUUAUUCUGUAAAGUCUUUCAGAAUGUUACCUUUGAUAAAUGCAAAUCAAAUUUACGUCAA